This is a messenger RNA of Thalassophryne amazonica, 2113 nucleotides long. It is a transcript of the gene ttll12, whose product is annotated as tubulin tyrosine ligase-like family, member 12. Gene Ontology annotation, biological process: protein modification process. The coding region runs from base 242 to 1948 and encodes 568 amino acids. The record is from RefSeq and is a predicted model, not a curated record. NCBI's taxonomy places the organism in Eukaryota, Metazoa, Chordata, Actinopteri, Batrachoidiformes, Batrachoididae. The transcript has 13 exons.
CGUUGAUACAUGAGGCCCAAUGAAACCACAGAACAUUUGUUUUAUGAUUGUAAAUUUAUGAGGGUCUUCUGGGAAGAUUUUCAUGACUGGCUAUUCCCAAGGAGGUCUUCCAGACACGUCCAACCGGAAGGAGUGAAAAUGGAUGAAUGAAUUUCAUUAGUAUUGGAGAGAAACUUUGAGUUGAGUUUGACGAAGCGGAACUCCAGCUCACCAUCUGUCCUUUAUUCCAGAUUUAUGAAUCAUGAACUACCAAGAUAAUGAGGAUGAUGAGUCAAAGCAUAUGGACACUUCUGGAAGAGUGCUUCGUUGUAAAGUGGUGGUGACUCGAGACAGUGGUCUCCAAGUUUCGGAGCCAUCCAGUAUUUUCUUAGUGGAUCACACGUGGACGUACCGUGUGGAUCAUGCUUGCGAGCAGCUGGAGCAGAUUCCUGGCCUGCUGCCAAGAAUGGCGUCUCUGGUGGGCUUGGACGUCCACGGUGAAGCUCCUGAUCCAGAUACGGUGGAGCUGGUGAUGGACAACAUGUGGACGUACAACCAGACCUACUGGCUCUCCCAAGGUUUGGCAGAGGAGAAGGUUCCGGUCUGGUAUGUCAUGGAUGAGUUUGGGUCCCAGGUGCAGCACUCCGAUCAGCCCAGCUGUGCCAUGGCGCCGUUCUUCGACAUGUCGGGCCAGCUGGCCUACACGCUGCUGUGGCCGCUGCAGGACCUGAAGGAAGGAGACGAGGUUACGCGUGAUUACGCUUACGGAGAGACUGACCCCCUCGUGAGGCGAUGCCGUCUGUUGCCAUGGAUACCUGACGACUUGGACGGAAUAAGCAGCAUCACAGCAGAGCCGCUGGAUUCAUACUGUGAGUCGAUUGCAGAAGAGAACAAGGAAAAGUUUCCUGUGGAAAUCCAAAGCUGUACUGUGCCAGCUGACAAAAUCCUCAAGGUUUACUCAGAAUUGGCACAAGUUAGAAACAACCUCAGCCACCCACGGUUCCAGGUGACUGAGGAAGAGGACGAGGCCGAUAUCAUUUGGAGUUACAGUCACAUUAAAGAUUAUAGGAAGCUGAGCGAAGAGCGGCCUCAUGUCAUGCUGAACCAGUUUCCGUGUGAGAGCCUGAUCACGGCAAAGGACUGUCUCGCUGCUGUGGCUCGGAGAGCGAACAGCGGCUUGCUGCCUGACUGGAUGCCGGAGACCUUUAACCUCCAGACAGAGUUGCCUCAGUUCAUCAAACGCUAUCAUCUAAGACAACAAAGAGGACAGGACAACCACUGGAUCUGUAAGCCCUGGAAUCUGGCCCGUGGACUGGAUACACACAUCACCAACAACCUCAACUACAUCAUCAGGCAGACAGAGUCGACACCAAAGGUGGUGUGUAAGUACUUGGAGGAUCUGGUCCUGUUCCACAAGGAGGACGUUGGAAUGGUGAAGUUCGACAUUCGCUACAUGCUGAUGUUGCGCUCUGUGCAGCCUCUGUGCCUCUACUCCUACAAUGUGUUUUGGUUGCGCUUUGCUAAUAAGUCUUUCUUGUUGGACCGUUUUGAUGACUAUCAGAAACACUUCACUGUCAUGAACUAUGCCGACGGGGUGGAACUCAAACAGGUGCACUAUGAUGAUUUCAUCCCAAUGUUUGAGGAGCAGUACCCCCAUUAUCCAUGGAAGCAGGUGGAGAGGGAUGUGUUUAAAGCAUUCAAGGAGCUUUUCCUGGCAGCUUCAUCUCGACCAGCUCCCUAUGGGAUUUUUGCCUACCCGUCAUCACGAGCCAUCUACGCCGUAGACCUCAUGCUGAAGUGGACUACAAGUGAAAAUGGUGAGCGGAUCAUGCAGCCUCAGAUUCUGGAGGUGAACUUCAGUCCAGACUGCACCCGGGCCUGCCAGUACCACCCCGCCUUCUACAACCACAUGUUUGAGACGCUGUUCCUGGAUCAGCCUGAGCAGUGCCCCGUCACCCCGAUCCUCUGAUCCGCACUCCACUCAUUCCUCCUCUUUAGGGCGCAGUGGGAGGGGCUUCAGGGAUGAGGGAGGGCCAGUUACUGUUCUGUAGAACCUCUGCCGUUUCUGUCAACAUGUUUGAAUGAAUGGUCUCACAAGCUGAAACGUUUCUGUGCAAAUAUGAAGCAAUAAAAA